AUGGAGUACCUAAUCCGCCCAGUACUCGCCCUGGAGGGGGAGCACGGUGUGUCGCUGCACGGGGAGCGGAUAAGUGUUUUGGCCUAUGCUGAUGACCUGGCCAUCGUGGCUAGGUCGGAGGCCUCGCUCCAGGCCAUGCUGAAUUCCAUUUCUUCGGCGGCGACCUGGGUCGGCCUCAGGUUUAAGCCUGAGAAGUGCGCGACACUCCAUGUCGCCAGCAGAACCGUGAGGCCGACCGCGUUCACCAUCUACGGCUCUCCCCUUCGUGUCCUUGAGGAUGGAGACACGUAUGACCAUCUUGGUGUGCCCACUGGAAUGAGAGUUGACCAGACACCAGUGGCCACCAUUGCCAGACUGGAAGAGGAGACCGCUAAGAUUUUUACCAGUGAGCUCGCGCCAUGGCAGAAGUUGGACGCGGUCAGGACUUUCAUAGUCCCCCAGCUGGACUUUAACCUCAGGACGGCGAGGGAUCAAGAAGACCUCCCUUAA
This is a messenger RNA of Homalodisca vitripennis (glassy-winged sharpshooter), 489 nucleotides long. RefSeq lists its product as uncharacterized. The coding region runs from base 1 to 489 and encodes 162 amino acids. The record is from RefSeq and is a predicted model, not a curated record. Lineage: Eukaryota; Metazoa; Arthropoda; Insecta; Hemiptera; Cicadellidae. The transcript has a single exon.